AACCCCUUUUCAUCCUCCCUCUUUUUUAUUUUUUUAUUUAUUUAUUUUUUCCCACUUUCUUCAUCUCUUUUCUAUAUAAAUAUAUAUAUAUAUAUAUACAACAUCUAUCCCAAAUAUCGUCUUCUCCUCUCUUUUUCUCUUUAUGCAACACAACACUACUAAAGACCGACAUUCUUCUAGCGCUUUCCCUUCUUCGUCAAGAGAUUUAGAUGUAGUUUUAGAAGAAACAGAUUCUAAUGAGGGAUACAGCUAUCUUGACAGUAUAUUAGAUAAUAAUUAUUUACCACAAAAGUCAUCUUCUUAUUUAAGCGGUAAUCAGCAAGUACGUCGUUCUCGAGCUGGUACUAUGCCAUCUUUAGCCUACAUGGAACAACCGACCAUUAUACCACAAACUGCUUUUUUAAAUAACAGACAUCGUUCCGGUUCAUUAACACUUCCAGCACCUGCUAAUUUACAAAUGUCAACCAUGUAUAACACUUGGGGGCAAGAGCCUAUCUCUCCUUCCACUGAACAGCUGUUACAAGGUGAUGAUGAUUUCUCGAUUGCCCGCACGCUAAGAUCUAUUGGAUUGGAUGAAGAAAAUGACGAUAAACCUAGAAUCAAUGCAAGAAGUCGAUCUUAUUCAGUGAAUAACACUGUCAUGUAUCAGCAGCAACCACCAGACUCAAGGUCCCGAAUCAAUAACUCUUUUCAUACUCCUCCUCCAUCCUUAGAUAAUCAACCGUCGGUUGGGAAUCGACCAAGAGCUUCAAGUAUGGGUCGCAUGGAUUAUACACGAUUAACUCCUCCUGGGUUGUCUUCUUUAUGGAAAAUGCAACUCGGUACCCUUCACGAUGAAGAAUAUGAUACCUCGUUAUCUUUAGGAGAUUCUGAACUGUUAGCAAAUAUGAUAUCCAUCGAUAAUAUUUCACUCACUGAGAAUAACAACAACAGAAAUAGCUUCGUACCACCUGUAAUUAAUAACUCAAAUAAUCAACAACAACAGCAAAAUUCGGUCACUUCACGUUCAUUGUGGAUUGGCAAUAUUGAUGCAUCCAUCACAGUGGAUGGUCUGACUCGAUUAUUUUCUACUUAUGGCCCUAUUGAAAGUGUUAGGCUAUUAAUGGAAAAGGAAUGUGCAUUUAUUAAUUUCUAUCACUUGGAAGAUGCCGUACAUGCAAAGGAUGAUGUCUUGAGUAAUCACGGAGGUCGUAUUGGUACCUGUAUUGUGCGUAUUGGAUACGGCAGAGCUGAGACAUUGACUGUUACAACUCCUAUUGAGAUACCCGUUGUCUCACAACCUACCAGAGCUCUUUGGCUGGGAAAUAUGCCUGCCAAUACAACGCAAGCUACUCUAGAACGAGUGUUUUCGUUAUUUGGAGCUAUUGAAUCUAUCCGAGUUUUAUCACACAAGAAUUGUGCAUUUAUCAAUUAUGAUACAGUUGAAAGUGCCUCAGAUGCGCGUGAUGCACUUUUACAGAAUGACACAAGAGUACAGGACCUUUGGGGUGUCAGGAUCGGUUUCGCCAAAGUACCACUCUUAAACAAGGCAACGUCCAAGCAGGCAUUAAACGAUGAGACACACAUUAAUAUGGAAUUGUGGACCAUUAUGAAACAGUUAGGAGCGCCAGAAAAUACAAUUGAACUGGUAAAAUCACUCCAGUCCUCUUCUUAUUUUGAGUCUAUUCCUCCCGUGCCAGAAUAUGGAGUUCAUAGAAGACAUGACGCUGCUAAUUUGAGAGAUAUCAGAAAGAGAUUAGAUGCUACUACCGAUAUUGCCGAGUCUGAUUCCAUUGCGCUCGAUUGUAUGGACGAAUUAGCAGAGAUAUGUAGCGAUUAUAUCGGAAACACAGUUGUACAAAGAUUGUUCGAGAAGUGUUCUGAAGAUAUGAAGACAAUGAUGCUAAAGUCGGUUGCACCACAUUUAGCAGCUAUGGGAGUUCAUAAAAACGGUACAUGGGCAGCACAAAAGAUCAUUGACUCUUUAAAAUUACCUCAUCAAAUUCAAAUUGUAUGUACUCAUAUUCAACCCUUUAUACCACCUUUACUAUUGGAUCAGUUUGGCAACUACGUAGUCCAAUGUUGUUUAAGAAUGCAUGGUGAUACACAGUUCAUCAUGAAUGCCAUUGUAGAAAAAUUUGUACAUAUUGCUCAAGGUAGAUUUGGAGCAAGGGCCAUGCGUGGUAUUUUAGAAGGAACAUUAAUUACUUCUGCACAACAACUCUUUAUUGCUGCAGCCUUAUUACAAAACUCGGUUUCUCUUUCAAUUCAUGCAAACGGAGCUCUAUUAAUUUCUUGGUUUAUAGAAUCUUCUCAAAUCGAGAACCGAUAUUCGCUUUUAGCAGCUCGUCUCGCACCUCAUCUGACCCAAAUUGCUACGCAUAAAUUGGGUACGCAAAUCCUUUUAAAAUUAAUCAACCAAGACUUAGAUCUGAAGGCGAGAGCCUGUCUUUUAGAGGCCUUGGAAAACGGAGACACGAUGCGUGAAAUACUUUCAGAUCAAGCACGUGGGCUGGCAUUUGCCAUCAAGGUGAUAUCGAGCGAAAGUUUGGGCUCCGAUGAGAAAUCAAAGCUGCGUGAAAUCGCUCACCCCAUCUUGACCCAACUUCAAGGCACAGGCUUUAAAAAGGCUCUCGUAGAAUUCGUUGCUGUUGAAGAGCAAGUCGCUAUUACUGCUGUUAUCAAUGAUUAUUUCUAAAAAAAAAAAAAUCCCAUUUACAUAUACAUACACACACACACUUACUCACUCAUUCACUUGACAAAUAAAUUAAAAAAAAAAAAAAAAAAAUGCAUUUAUUAGACUCCCC
Molecule: messenger RNA, 2786 nt
Organism: Mucor mucedo
Lineage: Eukaryota; Fungi; Mucoromycota; Mucoromycetes; Mucorales; Mucoraceae
Product: armadillo-type protein
Exons: 6
Coding region: 143-2677 (844 amino acids)
Molecular function (GO): RNA binding
Source: RefSeq, a predicted model, not a curated record